UACUACACAUUUAUGUCAUAUUUGGUCACUCACCAUCUAGUUCUGUUAAGUCUGUCCUACGUGGCAGUCAACUCUAAUGUUUGACCGUUAAAAAGUUGAUGUGUCAAUUAAAAAUAAUAAAAAAAUUAUUUUUAUUUCCAUGUCAUACAAAAAACUAAUAAAUAUUUAUUUUUCAUACAAAACUAAUUAAUAUAAAUGUUGAUAAACAGAACCCACCGGUGUCGCCCUCACCUCUCCUUUGUCGCACUUCGCCGCCAUUCUCUCUGUUCCUUCGUCUUCCACUUUGACCCUCUCUCUUCUUCUCUCAAUUCAAGUCUCACCAUCCCCUUUCUCCCACCUUCUCCUACCCCCAACUUGUUGGCUUCCCAUCAUGAUCAUAGCGGAAUCAUAAGAAUCACCGGUACCAGGAGGCGACAGAGUUGGAAAUACAGAGGGGAAGCUCCGGCGACGCCCGAUGUGGAGAAAGUUCUUGACUUUCUGAGCAGGAGUGGGUUGAAAGAGGUCGAAUUGGCUCUCAAGGAGGAUAUCAUCAAGAAGAACGAAUUUGGAUAUGUCUAUUUUGAGAAAUUCUUGUUCGAGCUGCCUCUGGUGAGGAUUUCGUGGGCCAAUUUUCUGCAACUGGAGGUUGGGGAAGAAGCUACCGCCGGCGGGGAUUCUUUUGGUGAUAGAUCGAAUUCUUGGAUAGUUGGCUCCGAUGAUGAGAUCGGGAAAACCAAAAAUUCAACCUCGCCCAGACCCCAUUUCGCACUCGCGCAUAAAACCAAAAUUCCCAUUUUUCCCAGAUCGGGAAACCCAUAUGUUGUGAUAACGCACCAGUGUCCUGAAAAAAGAGUUCGCCAAAGGCACCAGCAACGGAGAUGGCUCCCCAAGAGAAACCAGUUGUCCGAGUUGAAGCUCUACUAGUCGCAGAACUCGGUGAAGAAUCUUAAGAUCGACCCGUUUUCCACGAACUUUGCACCAUUUGUUCUUUCUUUGGUCGAUUUUCACAGAUCUGAAAAAUCCGCUUCCAGACCACUUCACGUGCCAUCGUCUACACCUCUCACUAGUCAAAGACCGCAGGCGAGGAAGAAAACAACAAGGAAGUCACUGCUGAAGAACCCAAACAGAGGAAUCCGUCGCCGGAAAUGAAGUCGGCUCGGUCAUAACCUACCAUCAGGAAACCCGCGACCAACAUUCUCAUCUUCCCGGCGACGGCCACGAAAGCUCUGGCGCUACUCAUCAUUGUAGUUAGCGUCGGAGGAGGAAGAGUUGAAGAGGGAGCAAGAGGCGGCCAAGAUUUCCUGGUGGGGGCGAGGUGGGCGGGGGGUGGUUUUGGGCGGUCGAAGGGGAAGGUUAGGGAAGGUUGUUUUUUUUUUCCUUAGUUUUAAUUAAAAAUUGUGAGUAGUAAAGUAUAAAAGAUUAAAAUUUAU
Molecule: messenger RNA, 1409 nt
Organism: Linum trigynum
Lineage: Eukaryota; Viridiplantae; Streptophyta; Magnoliopsida; Malpighiales; Linaceae
Source: the annotation of a GenBank genome assembly